UUGCAACUCUUACAACAAGAGUGAUAAGAAAAGAAGAAUCAAGAUGCAGAUAUUUGUGAAAACCUUGACAGGGAAGACCAUCACCCUUGAGGUUGAAAGCAGUGAUACCAUCGAUAAUGUCAAGGCUAAGAUUCAAGACAAGGAAGGUAUUCCACCAGACCAGCAGCGUUUGAUCUUUGCCGGAAAGCAACUUGAAGAUGGCCGUACUCUUGCUGAUUACAAUAUCCAGAAAGAAUCGACUCUUCAUUUGGUGUUGAGGCUAAGAGGAGGAAUUAUUGAACCUUCUUUGAUGGCUUUGGCCAGGAAGUAUAACCAAGACAAGACCAUUUGCCGCAAGUGCUAUGCUCGUCUCCACCCAAGGGCCGUGAACUGCAGGAAGAAGAAGUGUGGCCACAGCAACCAACUGAGGCCAAAGAAGAAGAUCAAGUGAAGACUUUGUCGGAAGAACUGGUGCAUCUAAGACCAUGUGUAUCUUAUGGUUUAACCAUUUAUGUUGUUGUUUAGCCAUUUCUGUUGUCAUUUAGCCAUUUAUGUUGUUAAGUACCUAUUUAAGUGAACUUACUGUAUUGUAUCUUUACUUCUCAACAAUUUUCUGAACAAACUGCAGAUGUUUCUGUAAAAUCAUUUUGGAAUGUGCUUAUACCAUUGUAAUGUUAGUGUGUGGUUGAUCA
This is a messenger RNA of Erigeron canadensis, 671 nucleotides long. Its product is annotated as ubiquitin-60S ribosomal protein L40. The record is from RefSeq and is a predicted model, not a curated record. The transcript is spliced from 5 exons. Gene Ontology annotation, molecular function: ubiquitin protein ligase binding; protein tag activity; structural constituent of ribosome. Gene Ontology annotation, biological process: translation; protein ubiquitination; modification-dependent protein catabolic process. The coding region runs from base 44 to 430 and encodes 128 amino acids. Lineage: Eukaryota; Viridiplantae; Streptophyta; Magnoliopsida; Asterales; Asteraceae. Gene Ontology annotation, cellular component: cytoplasm; ribosome; nucleus.